AUGAAUCCAGGCCCAGCAUACAAACGGCGCCGUCCCGCCGUAGCAUGCACCGAAUGCCGCAGACGAAAGAUUCGCUGCGACCGUCACUCUCCCUGCGGACCCUGUAGCAAAUCAAUGCCGAGCCUGCGAUGCGUGUACAACAACCAGCCAACAGGUCGUAUUCCCGAGAGCUAUCUGGAUCCCGGGAUGCAACAGCAGCACGACUCGUUGGCUCUGAGCGGUCACGCGCAUAGAGUACCUUUUGAGCAGUCGAUCUUUGGACAGCAGCCUUUUGAUGAGGUGCAGGAUAUGGACUUUUCUAACGUGGAUGUUGCGCCCAUGACUGAUGUGUCGCUGGGUUCAUUGAUAUGGACUUUUUUGGGAUGA
Molecule: messenger RNA, 366 nt
Organism: Fusarium fujikuroi IMI 58289
Lineage: Eukaryota; Fungi; Ascomycota; Sordariomycetes; Hypocreales; Nectriaceae
Exons: 1
Coding region: 1-366 (121 amino acids)
Biological process (GO): regulation of transcription by RNA polymerase II
Cellular component (GO): nucleus
Molecular function (GO): RNA polymerase II cis-regulatory region sequence-specific DNA binding; DNA-binding transcription activator activity, RNA polymerase II-specific; zinc ion binding
Source: RefSeq, a predicted model, not a curated record